AGGCAGUAUGGCGGCCGUUUCGCUGAGGUGCUGCCGCAGAGGACUUUCGCAGAUUUUAAGCCGCGGCGGGGUCUUUAACUCGCCCCCAAAGCCUUCAGCAGGAGCAAGACACAAGUCCACCGUUCAGUAUGCUACACGGCCAGAUCUGCCAAAGCUAGCCUACAGGAGGGUGAAGGGGAAGAGCCCCGGUGUGGUCUUCCUGACUGGAUAUGGCUCUAACAUGAACGGCCAGAAGGCCGAGGCACUAGAGGAGUUUUGCAAGUCACUGGGGCACUCAUACCUAAGAUUUGACUACACAGGCCAUGGGGCUUCAGAGGGAGUGUUAGCAGAAGGUACCAUUGGUACCUGGAAGAAAGAUGUCCUUUUUGUGCUGGAUGCGUUAACAGAGGGUCCGCAGAUCAUGGUGGGUUCCAGUAUAGGAGGCUGGCUCAUGCUCCUGGCAGCCAUGGCACGACCAGAGAAGACUGCAGCUCUAGUGGGCAUCUCCACGGCAGCUGACCACCUCGUCACAUCUUUCAAUUCUCUUCCUCUGGAGACACGGAAGGAGUUUGAAGAAAAGGGCGAGUGGACGGUGCCCACCAAACACUCAGAGGAAGGUGUGUACAAGUUUAACAUGGACUUCCUUCGAGAGGCAGAGAAUCACUGCGUGCUCCAGAGUCCCAUUCCUAUCACCUGCCCCAUACGGCUCAUCCAUGGGAUGAAGGACGAGGACGUGCCCUGGCACAUCUCCAUGCAGGUGGCGGAGCGGGUCCUCAGCUCUGACGUAGAUGUCAUCCUCCGCCGGCAAGGCCAGCACCGCAUGAAGGAGAAGGAUGACAUCAAGCUCAUGGUGUAUACCAUUGAUGACCUCAUAGACAAGUUGACCACCAUGGUCUGAGCGUGGGGGGAGUGAGAGCUUCGGAGGGCAGAGGGAGCAUGGGCGCGUGGGAGAUGGGAAGGAACUCCUCAAGGAAAUCAACAAACAAUGCCAGUGCUCCUCUCUCUCCCUGCCAAAUAUGAUCCCCUAUUCCAGUUCUUCCUCCUACCCUCACUCCUUCUGUCCCUAGCCAGUUUUCCUUUCUUUUGUUUUUUUCUUGUUGUUUAUUUUCGCAAGCCAUUAUACACAAACUGUAAUGAAAGGAUAGAGGGGAGCUCUCCCUUAUAUCUUCUGGCUGAGUUUUUUCUUGUUCUAGUUUAACGAUGUCAAGUGUUAUGUGUGGUCAACCUUUUCUUAGGUCUGCUGCUGCUGUCUACCAUCGUUCCUUCUGUUCGACAGUUUAUUCCUGUACUUUUCAUUAGACUGUUAGUUUCCUGUGCCUUUUUAUAAAUAUCUCGUUUCACUUGUUUUGGCAAUAAAGCCUCUGCACACCAAAGUGCAGGUCU
Messenger RNA from Lampris incognitus (smalleye Pacific opah), 1362 nucleotides. RefSeq names its product abhydrolase domain containing 10, depalmitoylase b (gene abhd10b). The transcript has 5 exons. Bases 8 to 877 code for a protein of 289 amino acids. Gene Ontology annotation, cellular component: mitochondrion. NCBI's taxonomy places the organism in Eukaryota, Metazoa, Chordata, Actinopteri, Lampriformes, Lampridae. Gene Ontology annotation, molecular function: palmitoyl-(protein) hydrolase activity; hydrolase activity, hydrolyzing O-glycosyl compounds. The record is from RefSeq and is a predicted model, not a curated record. Gene Ontology annotation, biological process: protein depalmitoylation.